Molecule: messenger RNA, 3242 nt
Organism: Eptesicus fuscus (big brown bat)
Lineage: Eukaryota; Metazoa; Chordata; Mammalia; Chiroptera; Vespertilionidae
Gene: TLR6
Product: toll like receptor 6
Exons: 2
Coding region: 110-2500 (796 amino acids)
Biological process (GO): inflammatory response; immune response; toll-like receptor signaling pathway
Cellular component (GO): membrane; Toll-like receptor 2-Toll-like receptor 6 protein complex
Molecular function (GO): transmembrane signaling receptor activity; lipopeptide binding; Toll-like receptor 2 binding
Source: RefSeq, a predicted model, not a curated record
CCGCCUUCAGACGUUGUUUUCUUCUGAGAAAGAAAUCUGGGAUUUGGAUGCAUAUCAAGAUGCUCUGAAGAACAGCGAAGGCCCUUCAGGGGAUAACCACUUCAACAUCAUGACCAAGGGCAAAGAACCCAUGGUCAGGAGCUUUCACUUGGUUUGCAUGAUAACCUUAGUAGUUGGAACCAUAAUCCAGUUCUCUGCUGAAAGUGAAUUUGCAGUAAAUGAGUCAAACAAAGGCCUUACUCAUGUUCCAAAAGACCUGCCACCCAAAACCAUAGUCUUAGAUAUGUCUCAAAAUGACAUAUAUGAGCUUCACCUCUCAGACAUCAGCUUUCUUUCGGGGCUCAGAGUUUUGAGGCUUUCCCAUAAUAGACUCCAGUACCUCAAUAUGAGUAUUUUCAAGUUCAACCAGGAUUUGGAAUAUUUGGAUUUGUCGCACAAUCAGUUGCAGAAGAUAUCCUGCCAUGCUAUUACCAGCCUCAAGCAUUUAGACCUCUCAUUCAAUGACUUCAGUGCCCUGCCCAUCUGUGAGGAAUUUGGCAACUUGACUCAACUGAAUUUCUUGGGAUUAAGUGCUAAACAUUUACAACCAUUAGAUCUGCUACCGAUUGCUCACUUGCACCUAAGUGGCAUCCUUCUGGAGUUGGGAGGUUAUUAUGUGAAAGAACAUGAGACAGAAAGUCUUCAAAUUCUGAAUACAAAAACACUUCACCUCGUCUUUCACCCAAAUAAUUUCUUCUCUGUCCAAGCAAACAUAUCAGUUAAUAAUUUAGGGUGUUUACAACUGAGUAAUAUUAAACUGCAGGAUAAGAACUGUCACAUUUUAACUACAUUUUUAUCAGAACUAACUAGAGGUCCAAACUUACUAAAUAUUACCCUCAACCAUGUGGAAACAACUUGGAGAUGUUUGGUUAGAGUUUUUCAAUUCCUUUGGCCCAAACCUGUAGAAUAUCUCAAUAUUUACAAUUUAACAAUAGUUGAAAAGAUUGAUAAAGAAGAUUUUACAUAUUCUGAAACAUCAUUGAAAGCGUUGAAAAUUGAACAUGUUACAAACAGAGUUUUUCUUUUUUCACAGACAGUAUUAUACACUGUGCUUUCUGAGAUGAACAUUAUGAUGUUAACCAUAUCAGAUACACCUUUUAUACACAUGCUUUGUCCUCAAGCAACAAGCACAUUCAAGUUUUUAAACUUCACCCAGAAUGUUUUGACAGAUAGUGUUUUCCAAGAAUGCACCACUUUAGUUAGAUUGGAGACACUGAUCUUACAAAAGAAUAAAUUAAAAGACCUUUUCAAAGUAGGUCUCAUGACUAAGGAUAUGCCAUCUUUGGAAAUGCUGGAUGUGAGCGGGAAUUCUUUGGAAUAUGAUGGACAUGACAGAAAUUGCACUUGGGCUGAGAGUAUAGAGGUGUUAAAUUUGUCUUCAAAUAUACUCACUGACUCUGUUUUUGGAUGUUUACCUCCCAGGCUCAAGGUUCUUGACCUUCACAGUAAUAGAAUAACAAGUAUCCCUGAAAAUGUCAUCGGUCUGGAAGCUUUGCAAGAACUCAAUGUUGCUUCCAAUUCUUUAGCCCACCUUCCUGAAUGUGAUUCCUUCAGCAGCCUCUCUGUACUGAUCACUGACUAUAAUUCAAUUUCCAACCCAUCAGCUCAUUUCUUCCAGAGCUGCCAGAAGAUCAGGUCCAUCAACGCAGGAAACAAUCCAUUCCAAUGCACAUGUGAGCUAAGAGAAUUUAUCCAAAGCAUAGGCCAAGUUUCCAGUGAAGUGGUAGAGGGCUGGCCUGACUCUUAUAAGUGUGACUAUCCAGAAAGCUAUAAGGGAACCCUACUGAAGGACUUCCAUGUGUCUCCAUUAUCCUGCAACACAGCUCUGCUGAUUGUCACCAUUGGGGUCACUGGGCUGGUGUUGGCUGUCACUGUGACUGCCCUCUGUGUCUAUUUCGACCUGCCCUGGUAUCUCAGGAUGGUGUGUCAGUGGACCCAGACCCGGCACAGGGCCAGGAACACACCUUUACACGAACUCCAAAGAACUCUUCAGUUCCAUGCCUUCAUUUCGUACAGUGAACAUGAUUCAGCCUGGGUGAAGAAUGAACUGGUACCUUGCCUAGAAAAAGAAGGUAUACGGAUUUGUCUCCAUGAGAGAAACUUUGUUCCUGGCAAGAGCAUUGUGGAAAACAUCAUCAACUGUAUUGAGAAGAGUUACAAGUCCAUCUUUGUUUUGUCCCCCAACUUUGUUCAGAGCGAGUGGUGCCAUUAUGAACUCUACUUUGCCCACCACAAUCUCUUUCAUGAAGGAUCUGAUAACUUAAUUCUGAUCUUGCUGGACCCCAUUCCACAGAACAGCAUUCCUAGCAAGUAUCACAAGCUGAAGGCCCUCAUGGCACAACGGACUUAUUUGGAAUGGCCGAAGGAGAAGAGCAAACAUGGACUUUUUUGGGCUAACAUUAGAGCUGCUUUUAAUGUGAAAUUAACACUAACCACUGAGGACAAUGACAUGAAAACUUAAAAAUAAAAAAUAGGCCAGGAAACUAACGUAAGAAACCAUCAUAAACAUGUAUCCGAUGAACACCCUGGUAUUAACUUAUUGUCCAGAUGGUGCUGGCAUCAUCUCUAUAUGUUCAAGAAAGACUUCACGCCUGGCUGACGUGGCUCAGUGGUUGAGCGUCGACCUAUGAGCCAGGAGGUCACAGUUCGAUUCCCAGUCAGGGCACAUGCCAGGGUUGCAGACUUGAUCUUCAGUAGGAGGCAGCUUAUCAAUGAUUGUGUGUAGGAGGUAGCUUAUCAAUGAUUCUCUCAUCAUUGAUGUUUCUCUCUCCUCUCCCUUCCUCUCUGAAAUCAAUAAAAACAUAUUAAAAAAAAGAAAAGAAAGACUUAACAACAGCCAUGUUUUAAUUGAGUUGGAGAAAAGGCCAGGGGCUGAGAUGGUGCUCAAACCUGCUGAUUAUGAUGACAGAUAACUCGGUCUCCUCUGAUUUAGCCAUUGUGUUACAAAUCGAAACAGUCUCAUUUGAGUAAAUGCUCAGUCAUUCAAGGAUAUUUCCUCUCCUUGCCUCUGCCAAAUGGAUUCUGUGUGAGCAGGGGUUUAUAGAACUUCCUGGCAACACGGAAUGAGUCAACCUCACAACAGUAUGCAGUGGACCUUGAGGUGCCCUGUGCAUGCUCAUUGGCUUCUGGGUGAACUUUGUUUUCCUGUUCAACUUUAGAACUUGAAAAAAAUUAUACCGGUUAUGGAAAAUAAAGGCACCCUU